GGCCCCUCUUUCUAGUGUCCCAUGGUUGCAUCAUAAAUACCGUGUGUCUCUAUGUUCCUCAUAUCCACCUUGAGCCGUAUGCCCCAGCCUUGGUAGCAUCUCUCCUCCCUGACCUGCCAUGUCUUCUUCACCUAUUACCGUUUCUGAAGCGGGCAAGGAUGUUCCUCGGGACCUCGAGAAUCAGGGCCAGGGCGAGCCCAGGCGAUGGGCAAAGCUCAUAUCAUUCCUGGCCGUAAAGGAUGGUGAAGUCUACGAGGCCAAUCCCGACAAGAACCCAAAAUGGUACCAGAGAUUGCUGGACGCUGGCGUGGAAGAGAAUGGGAUCAAGCCGGUGCCCGUCGAUCAACGUACUUCAACUCAGUACAGCAACCUCUUCACCGUCUUCUUCACCUGCCUGUUGUGUUUGCUCCCAAUCCCAACCGGAAUGCUGGCCACACUCGGCAUGGGUCUGAGCCUGAGAGACGCCUCGCUCACCAUCCUGUUCUUCGCCAUGCUCACAUGCAUCCCGCCCGCCUUCAUGGGCAUAGGCGGUAUGGAGACGGGGCUGAGGCAGCUCGUACAGGCUCGGUAUUCGUUUGGUCGCUACCUCGUCACCAUACCGCUCCUCCUAAACGCCGCCACAGUGACAGGCUUCUCUCUCCUCUCGUCUAUCGUCGGCGGCCAGACACUUGCCUCCUUGAACCCGGACAAGAUCGGUGUCGACGUGGGCAUUGUGAUCGCCUGUAUCGUCUCCUUCUUGGUCUCCCUAAUGGGCUUCAAGGCCCUCCAUUUUUGGGAGCGCUGGACCUGGAUUCCCAAUUUGAUCGCCAUCGUCAUCGCCGUAGGCUGCGGCGGCAAGUACCUCCACCUCCAAACUGACACCGACCCGGCAACGCCGUCGCAAGUCAUGACCUUUGGCUGCCUGAUUGCCGGCUACUUCAUCACCUUCGGCGGCACCGUCUCGGAUUAUUCCAUCUACCACGACCCGCGGCGUACAUCCCGCCUCAAAAUCUUCCUCUACAUCUACACGGGCCUCCUCCUCCCCUCCAUCCCCCUCCUCGUCCUCGGCGCCGCCAUCGGCGGGGCCGUGCCCAACGUGCCCAGCUGGCACGCAGCCUACCUGGCCACAGGCAUCGGCGGCGUCAUGAGCGAGAUGCUGGCGCCCGCGGGCGGGUUCGGCCGGUUCGUGCUCGUGAUGCUGGCGCUGAGCGUCAUCGGCAACAUUGCCGUUUCCAUGUACAGCAUCGCGCUGAACCUGCAGAUGCUGCUGCCCUUCUUUGCGCGCGUGCAUCGGUUUGUUUUUAUUUUGGUUACUAUGGCGAUUAUGAUCCCUAUGGCUAUUCGUGCUGCUGAGGAGUGGGAGGAGAGUUUGACCAACUUUUUGGCAGUGAUUGGCUACUGGGCGGGGUGUUUUGAUGCGGUGUUGAUCGUGGAGCUGGUUGUGUUUCGGCGGAUGGACUACUCGACGUUUGAUCAUGCGAUUUGGAAUGUCGGGCGGAGGCUGCCGCCGGGGGUUGCGGCCAUUGGGGCGUCGGUGGUGAGUUUGGGGUUGGUCGUGCCGGGCAUGGCGGCGCCGUGGUAUACGGGCCCGAUUGCAAAGACGACGGGAGACAUUGGGUUCGAGAUGGCGUUCGUUGUGACGGCCAUCAGCUAUGUUCCAUUUCGGUGGUUGGAGAUUAGAUGGAGGGGGCAUUUGUAGGUUGUUUGUCUCCCGAGGUAAACUUUUAU
Messenger RNA from Chaetomium fimeti, 1707 nucleotides. Its product is annotated as permease for cytosine/purines, uracil, thiamine, allantoin-domain-containing protein. The record is from RefSeq and is a predicted model, not a curated record. Gene Ontology annotation, cellular component: plasma membrane. The transcript has 4 exons. Gene Ontology annotation, molecular function: transmembrane transporter activity. Lineage: Eukaryota; Fungi; Ascomycota; Sordariomycetes; Sordariales; Chaetomiaceae. Bases 119 to 1678 code for a protein of 519 amino acids. Gene Ontology annotation, biological process: transmembrane transport.